AACUGUAUUUUAAUCUUGGCUAGAGGCCUUUUACCCCAGUCUUCCCCUAUAGCAAGAAGCAAAUGAAUCACAGCCAGAGGACAAACAUUUAAUUUAGGGGGUAGAUUCCAGGGAAGCUGCAUCCGAGCCGGGGCUGAGUACAACCGCACUCCGAUGUUUGCGUUUAAAAUCUGUUGAUCUGUUGAUGGCCACGCGUGAAAAAUUCAAAUUUAAAUUGCUCAAUCGGAAGCUGAUCUCCUGCAGUUUUCCCAUAGAUGACAGUUAUUGGUUGGUCAACCAAUGCAUGCCAGAUUUGGGCAGGGGUGAGAAUGUUUAAUCUCCCCAGAUGGAUAUCAGGCCACCAGAAUGGUCUUCUGAUAUACUACCACCGCACCGUUGCGUUGUUGAGAGGUGUGAAAGUUGCAUUCGUGAUAAAAAAGGGGUGACUCCCGGCAACAACGGCUGAAAACGAACUGCUCAACCGUUACACGUUUGGGUUCAAAACUAAAAAAAAAAGAUAAUCGUAGGCCUAUCGGAAACGAGUUUUCAAUUUAUUACAACGCACGUGGGACACCAGACACCGCCGGGGUCAGUGAAAAAUGAGAUGUAAUUUGUCACUGUUGCGAAUAGUUCCUAUACGUUAGGGUCUUGUAGAACUGGCAACCCUGAAGUGAGAGCGACGUUCGAUAGAGCAAAUGUCUAUUGGAAGUAGCGUAUGAAGAGCAGUGCGUUUUAGUUCGUGGAAGGCAGAACAACGAUGGAUUGUGCACUGUUGGGAGAUUUGUGCGUGAACUAAUACUACAACUUUUUGAAGCUGCUUGAAAUAGAAGCUGCUUUCAAAAUGGUAUUCUAGUUCCGAAAGUACCACACGCCCCAACAAAUUUCAAAAAGUUGUACUCCACCAGAAGCAUUCCGCCAUGGAAAGUGUAGAAGACGAACUUUCCCUUCUAGAGAAGAAGAAUGAGUUGUGGCGGAAGGACUAUGACGAACGAGUGAAACGUAUGGAGCUUCACUACGAGCAAGACAUGGCCAAAAUCGACGAGGAGUUCAGAAAAGCUGUACGCAAAAUGGAAUUGGAAUUCAGCGCUAGGAAAGAAGCAGUGAUACGGCAAUAUAGUGGGAAUGCGGUCAGCAAAGGAAAGGUAAUAAAACCGAUUCCACAAAGUGACGACGCCCAGCCGCAAAAAGACUGCACUUGUGUAUCGAUUCCAGUAGGCUCUUCCGAACAAACCUCGCAAACAAUGUUCUUGCUCAAAUCAGCUGUUUCACAAAACAUCGUCAUCGGUGAUCGGUCUCUCCAAAAGAAAGGAGAAAUCAUCAAAACAACACCAGCUGAUUCGUCAUCAGCGUACAAGCAGGGACAAAACACAAUGCCCAUUGCAACUAGAGUGAUACGGGUAGCCUGUCGAAAGCCACAUCCAACGAUGAAAGAGCAACACCGCUACCGCCGCCGCCGUCGUCGCCGCCACCGCCGCUGGAAGCCAGGCAAUCGUCAUCAGUCUAAAACGUUGCUGUUCGAUCCCGGUGGGUAUUGUACUGUAGCUAGCAGUGGAACGAGUCAACUCGACUUGCGCGUACGUUCAACAAUUCACAUCCACGAUGGUAUGGUGCUGCCAUCAUCAGAAGGUUCAUUGCUUGCGCGCAACGUUUCCAAAUUUAUUUCGAAGUUUCGGAUAAAAAUUGUGCAGCAGAUGGGCUUCAGUUUGUUACCAGCUCCACGGGGGGGAAUGUUGCGAAUAGUUCCUAUACGUUAGGGUCUUGUAGAACUGGCAACCCUGAAGUGAGAGCGACGUUCGAUAGAGCAAAUGUCUAUUGGAAGUAGCGUAUGAAGAGCAGUGCGUUUUAGUUCGUGGAAGGCACUCUCUAAAAUAAAAGCUCUCAUUUUUGAGUAGCGCCCAUGCCGCACAGGGACUGUGUUGGAAACACACAUUUUUUUAAAUUGCUUGCACGCUCACAUUUUUGCAAAAUAUCAAUAUUUUUCGGUAUUUGAAGGUGGUUUAUAAACCCAGUGAGGUUGCCAUGUCGAAAUUAUUGCAAAAUACAUGCUCAUAUGAGCGUACGAGCAAUUUUAAAAAAAUGUGUGUUUCGAACACAGUCAUGUGCGGCAUGGAUGUUUACUAAAAAUGUGCAGGCCGAACACAUUUUUGAGCGUAGCCGUUUUUGCGUGCAGAACAACGAUGGAUUGUGCACUGUUGGGAGAUUUGUGCGUGAACUAAUACUACAACGUAAGAUAGUUUAUAUGGUAAUUAUUAACUGUUAAAUUAAUUAUACUUCAAUAAAUUUGCAGUUUUUGAAGCUGCUUGAAAUAGAAGCUGCUUUCAAAAUGGUAUUCUAGUUCCGAAAGUACCACACGCCCCAACAGUCACCUAGCGUUUCCUUACACACAGGGAGAUCAGAGCAUAUUUUAGCGCCACAUUGUGUGGAUGGUGGAUUUUAUGAAUAAAAAAUUGAGAUGAUAAUAGAGUGUGAAAUUGAGCAUCGAAUUUGGAACAAUCAAUCAUACGGAUAGAAUGGGAAAUGGGAUGGGAAAAAAUGAGACACUAAUUUUCCCAUUUUUCACGUGAAUUGAUAAAUUUUCUUGCAAAAGAUAGACAUUUUGGUUAGAGUCAUGCUAAAUCGGAGCUCUUACCUUACAUGACCAUUUUUUCAUCUCCUGGGCGUAGCUGUGGCAUAGUCUAUGCUUGUCAAUUCAAAUGUAAAUCAAAAAGGGUGCCGCUUUUCGAUCACUUUUGCACAUUUUGAACGCAUUGUCACGCACAGACCUGUGUACGAAAACACUUUUUACAUACUUCAUUCACGUAAAAUUCAGCAUAUUUGUAGUUCCGUGUCAAAAAUUGAGCUCAAUCCAUCAAAACAAACCAUAGAUACAGCAUCUCAGAGUUGGUUAUUUUGUAUGGAAAUUGACGUUUGUCCGAUCAAUUAUGCACCACAGUGUAUCACAACGCAAUACAAUGAAAUCAAUGUUAGUCAGCAACGCAGUCCCCCGAGGGAAAAAUCCACUCAUUUGCAGUGUCGAAUUAUUAUUUAUGGGUAUCAACAGUCCCUAGUCUGUUGAAUUCUCUUAGGGUCCAUACCAAACGGGAGCCAAGCUGGAAGCUGGAAUCAUCGCCUAAAGCACCACGGCUACCUAUACUCACACUCCCAAAUAAAUGUUUGCAAUUUGUGCUGCAUGACCCCCACCAACUGCAUCAAGUCGAGGGAAGGAACACAAGUGGCCAGUCAGCAUGCAUCCUGCAUGCUCGCAAUUCAACUGCCUCGGGGAUAUAUCGAUUGCAGCAGGUUUGAUAAUUGCUACUGUUUUUUUUCACAGUUGGUGGUGAAAUCAGUAAUGAAACAUGUGAAGUGCUAUGCGUUAUAAACGAAUAGAUAGGAAUGUUCAAUAACCGGGAUUUUCAUUAAUAUCUAAGGAAUUUCUCAAAAGAAUUUACCGAGAAAUUCUUAAAUCAUAAUUUUCUAAAAAAAAGUCGGUGGACUUAAUGAAUUAAUCUAUGGAGUUUCCAGAAGAAGUCCAGAACAAAUUGUCAAAAAAACUUACCAGAGGUAUUCCUCUAAGCAUUCCGGAUAGAAUAUCGCAGAUGUUGGCUGAGAAAAUCUUGAAGAAACUAUUAUUUUUUCAGAGUUUCAUUUUUUUAGAGUUUCGGCAUUUCUUCUGAAACUUCCGUGGUAACUUCGAUUUUUUUCAAUUUUCAUUUGUUUUUUGAUAUAUAAUCGGAGGAAUUCUUAAAGAAGUUUUCAAAUUUAUUCCUAAGGAUAUGUCCUUCUGAAUUAACCUUCAUCCAGCCAACGUACAUUUUCCACCUUCGGAAAAGCACAAAAAUGGUCAUAACUUUUUUGUUUUUCGAUGGAUUUUGUUGAAAUUUUCACAACUUCCCGAAGUGUCCCAAAAGUGUUUUUAGUAGUAGGAUAAGAUUUAUAAGUUAGGCAACAGUCUGUACAACCUAGUGUUGAAGAUGAUGGUAAAUAAAUAAAUAAAAACUUUUCUAGUUUUUGAUGCCGGGGACAUAAGUGCCUGGUCCACAUGGUUCCGGAGUUAUUCCGGAUUGUCUUGGGGUACCAAAAUUGGCCACAUACUUUGCGCAAAGUAUAUCUCAAGAUCCCGAUGAGAUAGAAGUAUAGCGUCUUGGGCGAAUUUGUUCAGCAGGUUAAGAACUAACUGGCACCGGCGACUUUGGUUCGUGAUUCGGCCGCUAGGCGGCGCCAGUGUCAAAAAUGUUCAAACCCUCAUAUCUCAGAAACCUGAUGAGAUAGAAUGAUGCUGUCUUCGGCAAAAUUCUUCAGCAAGCUCAGAACUAUCUGAUAGUAAAGUCUUUGGUUUGGGAUUUAUCCGCUAGGUGGCGCCUUGUGUCUGAAAAAUUCAAACACGAAUAUCUCGAUACCCUAAUAAGGUACAAGCAUGCCGUUUUCAGCAAAGUUGAUCAGCAGGCUAAGAGCUAUCUGGCAAUGGUGUCUUUGGUUCGAGAAUCGUACGCUAGGUGGCGCCAGGGUAAAAAAUGUUCAAACUUCUAUAUCUCAGAAUCCUGAUAAGAUAGAAUGAUGCCGUCUUCAACAAAGUUCUUCAGCAAGCUAAAAACUGGCUGAUAGUUGAGUCUUUGAUUCGUGAUUUAUUCGUUAGGUUAUUCGCUACACCAUCUUUGACCUCCUGUAGACAAAUUUUGUUACCCCACAAUAUUGCUCCGUUUAGUUCCGGGAAUGUCUCCGGGAAUUUCUACAGGAACUCUUCCGGAUUUUUUUCCAAGAAUUUCUCCGGAAAUUUCUCUAGGUAUUCCUCUGGAAAUUUCUCCGGGAAUUUCUCUAGGAAUUCCUCUGGAAAUUUCUCCGGGAAUUCUUCUGGAAAAUUUUCCAAGAUGUUCUCUAGGACCCUCAUAGGAACUCCUUCUGGGAAUUUCUCCAGGAGUUUUCCAGGAAUUCCUCCGGAUUUCCUCCGAGAAAUUCCACAGGAAUACCUCGAUGAGUUCCUCCGGAAAUUAAUCCAUGAAUUCGAGAUUUUCCUCAGAAAUUCCUGAAAGAAUUUCUCCGACAAUUUUUCUAGGAGUUCCUCUAGGAAUAUCCCUGCUCGGGUAGGGGACCUUAGGCCAACAACCUAAUGUUCCCACAGGACUGAAAGUAAGUAGUGUCCUCCGGCACUUUUUUAGGGACC
Messenger RNA from Aedes albopictus (Asian tiger mosquito), 5116 nucleotides. RefSeq lists its product as uncharacterized. The coding region runs from base 897 to 1733 and encodes 278 amino acids. The record is from RefSeq and is a predicted model, not a curated record. NCBI's taxonomy places the organism in Eukaryota, Metazoa, Arthropoda, Insecta, Diptera, Culicidae. The transcript has 2 exons.